Podarcis raffonei (Aeolian wall lizard) is the source of this 2114-nucleotide messenger RNA. It is a transcript of the gene DPM2, whose product is annotated as dolichyl-phosphate mannosyltransferase subunit 2, regulatory. Gene Ontology annotation, biological process: GPI anchor biosynthetic process. The transcript is spliced from 4 exons. The record is from RefSeq and is a predicted model, not a curated record. Gene Ontology annotation, cellular component: endoplasmic reticulum membrane; dolichol-phosphate-mannose synthase complex. Bases 106 to 360 code for a protein of 84 amino acids. Lineage: Eukaryota; Metazoa; Chordata; Lepidosauria; Squamata; Lacertidae. Gene Ontology annotation, molecular function: enzyme regulator activity.
UUCCGGCGCUUGUAUUACGUCCUGAGUUCUGGUUGGACAGCCUGGCCGGAAGUGAGCCCGUCAACCCGCCUUGGAAAGGGAGAGACCGGACUAGCCGCGCUUACUAUGGCCACUGCUACUGACCAGUUGGUUGGGUAUGGCUUGGUAGCCUUCAGUCUCAUUCUCUUUGCUUACUAUACUGUCUGGAUUAUCAUUCUGCCCUUCAUUGAAAUUGACCACCUGAUUCACAAGUAUUUUUUGCCACGAGAGUAUUCGGUGAUCAUCCCUGUCGUUGCGGGGCUUGUAUUGCUGCUCUUUAUAGGAAUGUUCAUAGCCACCAUCACAUGGAAGAACAGGAAGACUGCGAAGAAAUCUGCAUGAAGGUGGCAAGAAGGAAGGAGCACACAGGAAAUCCGGCAGGCACUUUUGACAUCAGCAACGUGUGUGGGUUUUCCCCCAUCAAAUCAUUUUUACUGAACAGCAACACAUUUUCUGGGGCGGCCCAGCCCACAGUAACUAGCAGACACCAGCAGCAAAUGCUAGGAAGGGUGGAGGGACUUGGCUGCUACCCUCAUCAACUAUGUCCCAGUCUGGGUAUGGACCAAAGGGACUCAGAGCCAGAGGCACCACAAACAAUGCUGCUCUGUUCCAGCCUUUUGGAAUACUUAGAUCAGUACCCCAGUGUCCUCUUGGCUACCCCAGUAAAGAGCCUAAAUCUGGGGUAGCCAGCAAGACGCUCUUCAGAUGUUGUCACACUCAAACUCACCCCCAUCAUCCCAUAACCAUUGGCCAUCCAGUGGUUGCGACUCCACCCCAAAGUAAAGGGCACCGGGUUCCCCAUCCCUUCUCUGGAAGGGAGGCCUUGUCUAAACAGAGGUCUUCCUCCGUCUCUCAAAUGCUGUAGGGGAUGUCUUGGAGUACAGAUGGAGAACCUGUGGCCCUUCCAGAUGUUGUUAGGCUACAUCUCCUGCCAUCCCUGAACCAUUGGGGGCUGAUGGGAGCUAGAGUCCCAACAGCAUCUGCAAGGUGCCAUAUUGGCUACCUCUGGUUGCACUGCAACCUCUUUUUGUUGACACACUUUUUCCUCUUCUCCUGCCUCCUCCACCUCCUUCGAUUCCAUCUCUCUGCCACCACCAGUCUCACUCCCCUUUCAGCUCUUUGGACCAUGUUUUCCUUCAGUUCAGCCUCCCCUAGUACAGUGCCCUGCCGUCACUGUGGAUUACUACUCCCAGAAGCCCCGGGCAGCUCUGCUGCAUCCUGCGAGCCCCUUUGCUUGUCAAAAUUGCAAAAGAGGUCCUAGGAACACUUUCACAUGUUCACUGGCAGCAUUUGGACAGCCAGACUUUUGAAGCAGGGUCAUAUAGUUGAAACCGGCACUCUUACUGCUGUGCUGACCCGGAGUUGUCUGAUGAGUAAGCAGGCCCCUGAUGAGAGCAGAGCUUUGCCUGCAGCUGUGGCAUUAUGUGUGCAAUUAUGGCCCUGCCAGUGUUGCUGUUCGACUCCCAACUUCCAUCAUCCCUAAGCAUUGGCUGUGCUGACUGAGGGUGAUGGGAGUUCGAGUCCUCCAAUGGUUGGAGGGCCACAGAUUCCUUAGAGCUUGUCUGAGGCUGCCUGGCUGGCCUGGUUUUUUAAGGAGUUCAAGAAGCACACAAGAGCCCGCUUUUGUUGUCCUGGAGUAUUAAUUCAGUUUUGUAAUUUUAUUAACCCAGAGGCGGGGAAAGUUAAUCCACUAGGUGGGCUUGAGUUGGUCUGGGGCUCAGACUGCACAUCUGUUAAAUGGAGGUAUAAACACUGAGGGGGGUUGAUGGUUCCACUCACAGCAUGGGGAUUCACAAGCAGGAAGAACCUUUUUUGAAACCACCCUGUCUUUUGAACGUUAAAAAGAGAAAGAGGAGAGGAAAAGCUGGAAGCAGUGCCCGAAAAGCCGUGCAAAAGAAUAUCCAAUCCAGUCCUACUCAGUGUAGACCCAUUGAAAUGAUUGGGGAUGACUUAAUUUAGCCCCAUUCAUUUUAGUGGGUCUACUGUGAAAUAGGACUAGCAUUGGACAACCCUCUGUAUGGCUCUUUGAGCUGAAAACAGGUUUCCUGACCAAAGUGUAUUGAGCUUAUCAGAAUAAACAGUUAAUGGCCCCUCUU